AUGCCUUACUACCAGACCUAGGAGUUCGCUCGAGCUGCGGAGAAGCUGUAUCUGACGGAACCCAUGAAGGUCCGAGUGGUCCUCAAGUACAGACACUGCGAUGGGAACCUUUGUAUUAAAGUGACGGAUAAUGUGGUGUGCUUACAGUACAAGACAGACCAAGCCCAGGAUGUGAAGAAGAUCGAGAAGCUCCACGGGAAGCUGAUGAGACUGAUGGUGUCCAAGGAGACUCACAGCGGCGCCAUGGAGACGGACUAAACAGCCUUCAGCAGCUGGACUGGCUUCAGGAGAGCUCGUGCGGGCAGAGGACCAUCAGAGUGGAGCUGAGGGACGGCUGUGUGGAAGGGGCGCCGGUGUCUUCAAACAGCAGCCUACACUGAUCAGCUCGGGUUUUCUCUCUGUCCAGAUUCUGUUUAUCAAACCUCCAGAUUAUUCAAAAAUUCCCAAAUCCUGCUUUUCACGUUCGGGACUCCUGAAUCCCGCCGUGUGGUGGUGCUCAGGAGGAGGCUCAGUGUGGGCUGCAGACACAUGGAGGACGAGGGAAACACACAACACUUUGAUUUGUUUGAAGGAAGCUGCCAGUUAUGUCUGAAGGGGAUGAAAAAGUUGGAGAGGAGAUUUUCAGGUUUUUUAAUGUGUAAUUAUGUUGGAUGGACUGUCAGCUGAGCUGUGGCGGCAUUUAGUUUGGAUUCAGACUGCUGCAAUUUGAGUUUAGUACACAGUGGUGAGAAUAAAAGCCGCUCACUGUGCGUAUAUACACACACACACACACACCACACCAGGUCGUCUGCUGACAGUAAAUAUCAAUAAUAUUUAUCCACCCCAUUACAGCUUAUAUUUGUAGUUUAUUUCUCUUUCCACACUGUGCUGAAUGUACGUUUUCAGAAAUGGAUGGAAUAUAAGUACUUUCUGAUGAACCACAUCUUUUCCACAGAAAGUUGAAAAAGGAGUAAAGAUGAUACCGUCAUGAGCAUCCUCUCUCAGGUUCAGCCUUUUCACUGUGAAUUUGUGAAGUUUUAGGUUUUCAGGGAUGUUUUGAUGGAACAGCAUGGUAUCAAGUAUCAAGACACUGAGCCUGGUGUCCUGUUUUUAGAAGAUAUGCUUGCCUGAGAUCAGAGGUCUGAAACCUUUAGGACCAAAAGAUGCAUUUUUGUGAUUUUUCUACCAAAUCAAAUUGAACUGGAGCCAAAAAUAA
Molecule: messenger RNA, 1195 nt
Organism: Salarias fasciatus (jewelled blenny)
Lineage: Eukaryota; Metazoa; Chordata; Actinopteri; Blenniiformes; Blenniidae
Gene: srp9
Product: signal recognition particle 9
Biological process (GO): SRP-dependent cotranslational protein targeting to membrane; negative regulation of translational elongation
Cellular component (GO): signal recognition particle, endoplasmic reticulum targeting
Molecular function (GO): 7S RNA binding
Source: RefSeq, a predicted model, not a curated record